AGUAGGGUCCUGAUCACACAUUUGCACUUAAGCUCCUCCACAUGGUCAGAGGCAGCAGAGAGGAUGUCACAGCUGCUAUUGAAAUGGCUGAAGAUUGUCAACUUCUUUGGCUGAACAACAGAGAUGGUCCUUGCGAACCCUGUUCCAUCAAUAUUUGCUUUGUUUCCUCCUUUAUUUUGGUUGGCUCUAAUUUUUAUCGGGUCUGUGUAAUGUUUAACAUCUCUAAUUAAGCAGAAGAUGAUGAAGCAGUAUAAGUAACAGUGUGGGGAACAGCACGGUCAGCUGAAUGCAACGGGGCUUCUGAUUUUAACAAUUUGAAAAGAAGAUGAAGUUUCUCCAGUGCCUGUGUUUACUCCUUGCUGCUCUUUGUGCUGUAACCCAUUGCUGCCCUGAAGAGAUUUGCCAUGAAGUCAACAAUACUAAUCUGCAAGAUGGAAGAGAAAAUUUAUUAACAUAUAGCUGUGAAAAGAAAGGUUCUAACCAUCCAGAUUUUGUAUUUAGAUUUUACAAGCAGGUUUCAUCAAAAGAAGCUGAUAAAAAUGUGUUCUUUUCUCCUAUGAGCAUCUCCACUGCCUUUGCCAUGCUGGCUGUUGGUGCUAAAUCAACGACUCUCUCUCAGAUUUUUGAAGGACUGGGCUUUGAUGACCUGACUGAAACUCGCAUAAAUUAUGUACAUGAAAGUUUUCACAAAGUUUUGUCAGUACUGAACUGUGCUGAUGUUAACAUCACAUUAAAUAUAGGGAAUGCCCUUUUCACAGCGACUGGGUAUGAACCACAGGAGUUGUUUCUACAAAAUACCAAAAAAUUUUAUGAUGCAGAUGUUUUCUCCAGUGAUUUUCAUAAACCAGAAGAAGCUACAAAGCAAAUCAAUAAAUAUGUAGAAGACAAAACUAAGGGGAAAAUUCCUGAAUUAGUUGGUCAUCUUGAUCCAAGUACUGUGCUGGUUCUUGUUAAUUAUAUUUACUUUAAAGCUGCCUGGGAAAUGUCUUUCGAUCCUUUGCGCACACAUGAGGAUGAUUUUUUUGUGAACCCAAAUGCAUCUGUUAGAGUCAACAUGAUGCAGCAUGAUGGUAUCUCAAAGGUUUACUAUGACCAGGAGCUCUCCUGUGUGGUGGUAGAGCUUCCUUACCAGGGCACUGCACGAGCAUUGCUUGUUCUGCCUGAUGAUGGAAAGAUGAAGCAAGUGGAAGAUGCUCUCUCCAAGGAAACAGUUUGUAAAUGGGACAGCAAACUUGUGACCAGGAGAUUAAAUCUGCAGUUGCCAAAGUUUUCUAUUAGUGGGUCUUACGAUGUUAAAACCCUGUUUGAGCAAAUGGGCAUUACUGAAGUGUUCUCAGGUAAUGCUGAUCUGUCUGGAAUUAGUGGCAACCACAAUCUCCAGGUUUCACAAGCAAUUCACAAGGCCUUGCUGGAAGUUGAUGAGGCUGGAACUGAAGCUGCAGGAGCCACUGCCAUCAUCUUUACCAGAGUUUCGUUUACUUCUCAUGCCAUCAAAUUCAACAGGCCCUUCCUUAUUUUGAUCUCUGACAAACAAACUGGCAUCACACUUUUCAUGGGGAAAAUUGUUGAUCCUACUAAGGAGUAAUAGCUGAGUUAUUUGGCACAGUGAUACUGUAUAUGGGUUAUAAUGGCUACAGCACUUGCAGUUUUGGGCUAGGUAGUGCUGCUAACUAGUCUCUGAUUGAGGGAUAUUCAGAAGUAAAUAAGAAAUUUUCUAACAAAAUUAAUAAGGAAAAAACAUUGUAAAAAAUCACCAUCAACUGACACUUUUUAAAUGUAACAUUUUCCCCAGCUGAAUAAUUGUAUUGGGUUUGGAUGGUAAGGUUUUGGUAGUGGGGGCCUGUGGGAGGCCUGUGAGGGGGCCUGUAGGGGUGACUUCACUCAGCAGCUGCCACAAGUUUCCCCCGUAUCAGACAGAGCCACUGCCAGUCAGCUCCAAGGUGGAUCUGCUGCUGCUGAAGGCUCAGCCAAUCAAGAAUGACAGUAACACCUCUGCGGUGACAUAUUUGAGAAGGGAAUAAAGUUAUUUUGCAGAAGUAAUUGAGGCCAGAGGAGUUCAGAGUGAGAAUAAAUGACGGAAAUCAUCCUCCAGAUACCCAGGUCAGUGCAGAACUAGGGGAGGAGGUGCCUCAGGUGCCAAAGCAAAGAUCCACCUGCAGGCUGUGGUACAGCCCAGGGUGAGCAGGCUGUCACCAUGCAGCCCAUGGAGGUCCAGGGGAGAGCCGGGAUCCGCCUACAGCCCAUGGAGAGGCCCACUCAGAGUAGGUGCAUGUCCAAACGAAAACUGUGACCCCAUGGGAAGCCCACACUGGAGUAAGCUCCUGGCAGGACCUGCACACCCAUGGAGAGAGGAGCCCACUCCAGAGCCUGAAGGAGCACUCAGGGCCUGAAGGACUGCAUCCUGUGGAAGGGACCACAAUGGAGCAGCCUGGGCCUGAAGGGCUGCAUCCUGUGGGAGGGCCCACAAUGGAGCAGCCUGGGCCUGAAGGACUGCAUUCUGUGGAAGGGAGCCUCAAUGGAGCAGUUCAUAAAAAGCUGUAGUCCAUGGGAAGGGCUCAUGCUGGAGAAGUUUGUGGAGGACUAUCUGCUGUGUGAGGGACCCCAAACUGGAGCAGGGAAAAGACUCCUCUCCCUGGGGAGGAAGCAGCAGCAGAACCACAAGAUGAACUGGCCAUGAGCCUUAUUGCCUGUCUCCCUGAGAUGGGACAAAGGUGUUUCUAAGAUUUGUUUUACUACUCAUUAUCCUGCUCUGGUUUUAAUUGGUAAUAAAAUUAGUUAAUUUCUCCAAGUCUA
Molecule: messenger RNA, 2793 nt
Organism: Melospiza melodia melodia
Lineage: Eukaryota; Metazoa; Chordata; Aves; Passeriformes; Passerellidae
Product: serine protease inhibitor 2.1-like
Exons: 5
Coding region: 326-1585 (419 amino acids)
Biological process (GO): negative regulation of endopeptidase activity
Molecular function (GO): serine-type endopeptidase inhibitor activity
Source: RefSeq, a predicted model, not a curated record